AGUACAUCCGACAUCCGAAUAAAUCGUAAUGGCACGAACCAAACAAACCGCCCGCAAGUCCACCGGAGGUAAAGCACCGAGGAAGCAGCUGGCCACCAAAGCCGCACGUAAGAGCGCACCCGCCACCGGUGGAGUUAAGAAGCCACAUCGCUACCGUCCGGGAACCGUCGCUCUACGCGAAAUCCGUCGGUACCAGAAGAGUACUGAACUGUUGAUCCGCAAAUUACCGUUCCAACGUUUAUUCUAUGGUUUGUUACGACCACCUGCCAUUGCCGCACAGAGAUGUCCGCCUCACACCAGUGGCGGCUAUCCUAGAGUAGAAGUGUAA
Messenger RNA from Diuraphis noxia (Russian wheat aphid), 328 nucleotides. RefSeq names its product histone H3. The record is from RefSeq and is a predicted model, not a curated record. NCBI's taxonomy places the organism in Eukaryota, Metazoa, Arthropoda, Insecta, Hemiptera, Aphididae. Gene Ontology annotation, cellular component: nucleosome. Gene Ontology annotation, molecular function: DNA binding; structural constituent of chromatin; protein heterodimerization activity.